Molecule: messenger RNA, 1080 nt
Organism: Drosophila serrata
Lineage: Eukaryota; Metazoa; Arthropoda; Insecta; Diptera; Drosophilidae
Product: estradiol 17-beta-dehydrogenase 11
Cellular component (GO): lipid droplet
Molecular function (GO): oxidoreductase activity, acting on the CH-OH group of donors, NAD or NADP as acceptor
Source: RefSeq, a predicted model, not a curated record
AUCAAAGCGGUUUUGCGUCUCUCGCGACUCGGACGUGGCUCUGAUAUAUCACGGAAAAUGUCGGUGUGGAAUACUCUGGUCAAGGCGCAGGCGCACGUAUCACUGAUCGGUUUGGUGGCGAUCACUCCACUGAUCAUCGUUGCCGCCGUGUUGAGCAACUUGUUCGCCAAGCUCAGCCGCUGCUGCUCAUCCCCGAAGAGUAUCGCCGGUCAAGUGGCAGUGGUAACAGGUGGAGGACAUGGUCUGGGUCGCGCCAUUUCCCUGGAGCUGGCCAAAAAGGGAUGCCACAUUGCUGUGGUCGAUAUCAACUUGACCGGCGCCGAGAGCACAGUGAAGGAAAUUAAACAAUGCUAUGAUGUUCAGGCUAAGCCUUAUAAGGUAGACGUCACAAGUAUUGAGCAACUCGUUGAGCUGAAUAAGAAAGUGGUUGUUGAUCUGGGACCGGUAACUGUUUUGGUUAACAAUGCCGGAGUUUUGCUACAUCGUAAUUGCAUUAACCCUGAUCCCGCAGAAGUGCAGCUUAUGAUAGAUGUGAACCUAUCGUCACACUUCUGGACCAAGUCCGUUUUCCUGCCCAAAAUGAAGGAGCUGCGGAGGGGGCAUAUCCUCAGCAUCAGUUCUCUGGGAGGUAUUUUUCCAUUGCCAUAUAGUUCGACCUAUUCGGCCACCAAGGCAGGAGUGGCGUACCACAUGCGGUCCCUUCGCAUGGAGCUGUUUAUGGAGAAGCAGAAGGACAUCCAUGUGACCACCGUAUUCCCCACAUUCCUGACCACCAAUGACGAGGUGACGGAUAUGUCGGGACAAGUGGGAAUUGGCCAAUUGUAUCCGCUGAUCAGUGGCCAGGAAAUGGCAAAACGCAGUGUGGAAGGAAUGAUGCGCGGGGAACAGGAGGUCCUGCUGCCAGGACUCGCAGCCCUGAUGUACCGACUAGUGAAUCUCAUGCCCUCUAGCUGGCAAAUGUUGGGACUUGUACUGAUCACUGGCUCCAGGUUCAGAAAGUUCCGAGACAUGCGUUCCUGAGCGUGGAAUAAGUGACGUGGUGAAUAAAAGUAUUCCUGGUUUCGGGGGGCAGAAAAAUAA